UCACUUAACGUAAUUAAAGAAGCGACCAAACAACUUUCUUCUAUGAGAUAAAACUAAUUUCCCGAUAGAGAAUUUUAAUAAAUCUCUGGUUAUAUGAUGUUUACGACUACUACACCAUACAUAUAGAUACGCCUAUUUAAAGUUUGAGAUUUUUAUGUUGACAGCAGAGAAUGGAUAAUCAUAUUGAACCAGAGAACUUAAAACAAAAAAUAAAGUUCUCUGAUUGAACAUACAUUUAUGCAUAUGUAUGUAUUAAGUUCUCUGCUGCAUUGCCUGCGUCGUUCAUUUGUCCGCUCGUACAAUUCUUCUUUGCUGUCAUUCGUUUAGUUCGUUGCUUCAUCGUAUUGUGCUUCUCCAUUGUGUGUUUCGCGUUGUGUUCUCCAUUUUUCAUUAAUAAUUCCAUUUGAUUUGAGAUUUUAUAAUUAACUGGCGUACAUACAUAUGUUUUAAUUUGAGAAUAUUGAAAAUGUGAAUGAUCAAAAUCAAAUUGUGUUUUUGCAAAUUAGCCUAUUAAUUAAAGUGAAUUCCAUACGAAAAGGCUUGGGUAAUUGUAAAAUAUUUCUCUUCCCUACCAUCAUAUACCAGAUAGCUCCUAUUACGCCUUUCCGAUCAAGUAUGGUGCACAUUAAUACAUAUGUAUAUAUGUAUUCAUGACCGAGGUAAAUUUGUUGCAUGAAAGUUUUCACCGCCGUUCGCCGUUAUACGUGUUCACAAAUAUUUGUAAACGAAAAUAAUUGUCUAGUGUCGACUUAUAAGUUAGCAAAACUUAUGUUUAUUAAAUAAGUUAAUGUUGGUUCAUAAGCCAGGUGCUUACUUGACAACUCAUUCUAAAUGUGUUUUUUUUUAUCAAACUUGUCGAUAUAUGUAUAUCAGAUUGUAUAGCUAUCGCCUAUUUCUUUCCAAUUUGAGUACACUUGAUGUUUUUUAGUACAAAUAGUAGUAUGUAAUUUCAUGUGCCUAAUAUAUACAUAUGUACAUAUAAAUACCAAAAUAAAUAUCAUUUUGUGGUUCAAGUAAAUUGUAAUGAAAACAAUUGCAGGUACGAUAAUCUAUUAAAUAAUAAGAAUAUUAAAACUGAUAAGUGUAAAGUGAAAGCCCUAGGAACUUAUGAAGAUUAUGAAUCGGGUUGUAUAUAUUCUACUAUUGUGAAGAAAUAUACGUUUAUGGUGAUACAGGAUGAUGGUGAUGUCUUUAUAUAAUAUAUAUGUAUUAUAUUGAGCGAAAUUUGUUAAAUCCAGAAAAUUAUCAAAGGAAAGAGACGGCUGUGUCGCCAAAUAAGUGUACUGCGAGAAAUGGUGCUGUUGCAACGUCAAGGACUACAACGGACUUUAAAUCGGUUCCAAAAACAAAGGCAUCAAGAAUUUUUACAACCUUGUCUAAAGCCACAUUACUCAAAAUCAUUUCAAUCCCUUUAUUAUCGUCAAUUACCAAUAAAUCGCUGCAAAACAUCGAUAAAAUUAUGGCCACUGCUGCUGCUGCAUUGGGUUCUGGGUGCACACCAUCCCUAUCAGCUCACCUAAUUAGCGGGGUUGUUGGCAGUGGUGUUAAAGUUUCAAAUAUUGGAGUCAUUGAUUGUUCAACAAGUUCAGCAUCUGUUACCCUCAAUAAUAGCAGCCAUGCUCUUAGCGAUAAAGACAUAAAUAACAGCAAAACUGAAAAACUGCUGGUUAAUAGAAAUGGUGGCAGCAGCAAUAAUGACACCGCAACCUAUAAUUCAUCUGGCAGCAGUGGAAAUAUUGGUGGAAGAUUGAAAUUUUUCAAAAAUGGAAAAGUAAUAUUGGAAUUGGCGCGUUCUAAAGAAGGGUCAAAGAAUGGAUGGAUAUCGGUUCCAAGGAAAGUUUUUCGCACACCGUCAGCCACCUCAUCUACAGUUACCCCUACUUUGGCCACAUCAAUAACAUGCUCUAAGAAUGAAAGUUUAGCAUCUCUAAGCUUUUCCGAUGACAACAGUUCCAUACAAUCUUCACCUUGGCAACGAGAACACUCUUGGAAACAACAAUCUCCUCGUAAAAGCAUUUCGGAUGCCAUGUCGUUCUAUUACCAGCGACCUAAGAUCGUUAUUUUGACUAAAACUGCAUUUGUUAUUGCUCGUAGAAAACAUCGAAGGCCAUACGAUACCAAUUUGUGCAGUAACGGAAAUUUCAUUUUCAAAAGUCAUGAAAAAAUGUUAAAAGAAAACCAGGGUUUCAAAGCAUUGUUGAAGCCAUCUCAUCAACGUGACACAAAAACAAUAAAUGUUAAUAAAGAUAGUGAUAUUAAAUGCAAAACAUGGAAGGAUGAAAUUAAAUAUGCGUUAAUAAAUGAAGAAGAUUGUUGCUCAAGUUCAUCUACAGCAACGUUAACCGGUUAUGAAUUCACAGACGAUCAAAUGGAGGCUAAAACGCCAACACCGUCAUCGAUUUCUUUACCAGAUUCAUCUUGUCAAAAUGGCAAACCAUUUGAAAAUAAACACACUGAAGAAGAGCAAAUCAGUGCAACUAAAGAGAAUAAAUUAAAGGCUCCAGAAAAUAUGAAUAAAGUUGAAUAUACUGAUUUGAUAUCUACGAUGGAUGAGAGCGAAGGGACAGAACCCACUCUGAAUGGCAACACAUCAGAAGUACGCACUGUCAAUUCCCAAUCAGAUAAAGUAGAUUUUAAAGACGAACAUUUUUGUGCACGUGAUCAACGUGGUGACGAUAAAAGACAUAAGAAUGGCAAAAUUCGACUUAAGUUAAGCACAAUUGUCCAAAAGUUGAUUGACAGAAUGCCUUUACGUCUUGCUCAACUAUCGAAGCAAAAUCAAUCAAUUGGGCCUACUAAUAGCUUUUGUAGUUCUACUAAUACAAUCUCGCAAAAGGUUUCACCAUCGAAUGCGUCAACUGCAACGCGUCUAGUCGAGUAUCCACAGCAGCAUGUAUCACCGCGAAAGCGGAUUCUUCGCGAAUUCGAAAAAGUAUCUUUAGAGGAUAAUUCAAAUUCAGCUGGUGGAAAGCGAAGUCGUGCGAAAAAUAACGCAUCAUCAUCGUCGUCGUCUCCACAUCAUAGCAUAAAAUCGCCUAAUAGUCGUAGUAAUGUCAGUGCAAAUAGUAACAUCCCGUCUAAAAUAAGCCAAUCAGUUUCUUGCGGCAACAGCUCAAUUCGGUCAUCAUCGGCUACGUAUUCAAAAUCAGAGACAACAGAAUCAAUAUUAACAACGACACCUACACGCCUGUACAGCUCAUAUAGCAUUCACUCUUUACUAGGGGGUAAUGCCUGUAGUAGCACAAUACCGUCUAUAUCACUUGCAAAUACUGGUCCAAAUACAAUAACUAACGAAACCACGGUUCUUAAUAGUAAAGGCUAUCAUACAAAGCAUCAACAUGUUUCACCCCAAACGCAUUAUAAUGAUCCGUCGUAUUUGCGUGCAAUGCUUGCUUCACCCAAAUCACCAGAACAAUGUAAUAUGGGUUGCGGAGGCAAAUCACCGUCGACUUCGGCUUCAAAAAAACGUUCUCCACCCUAUGUUUCACCAUUGCACGAUUUACACAUUAAUAGUGAUAUCGGAAUAUUAAAUAGUAAAACACGUUACGCCUCCGAACAAUCCAGUAAUAUAGAUACCACAUCUACGAUACUUUUAGGAAGUCAUUUACAUUCACAAAAUAAAGGGUUUUACGUGCCGUACAUGCCAUUAUCAAAAUAUGUACCUCCUACGAGCACGUCAGUGCCCACAGAUACAACUCCAUCAAUAUCGCCAAGUUCUUGCGGUCCUCUUGAGGCGCGAUCACCUCGACAUCUAUCAGCUUUUAGUAGAACAUCUUCACCAGCUUCGAUAUCAUCAGCAAUUCUAGUUAAUCAAUCAUCUUCGUGUUCUAUUGGCAAUAGUAGAGAAAACUCGCCACCAACACCGCGGACAACUUCCGAUUCACCGCGUGACACUAUACCAAGAACUGUACCAAAAAAGACUGCAGCAAUUCGUAGACAAUUCGCUUCGCCCAAUGUCGUUGCAUUAAGCAUUGCCAACCCCUCGUCAGGGGAGCGCCACUCUGAGGAAAUCUACUCAACACAGGACCAUCAAACUCCUGUUUCUCUUGUGAAUACUUGCAGUAGUGGAAGCCAUCAAUUGCUACGUGGAUCGCCAAAUAAUAACACAGUUCCUUCACCACUUCAUCACUAUUAUAUGUAUUCACCAGUGGCAAGUAAUGACAGCUCAAAUCAAGUUCCACGUAGUUCACCUGUCUCAACGAGUACAUUUUCUAUUGGGCCUGGAGGAACAAACAGUUCUGCUUCAUCGUACAUUCCAUCGGUGUUGCCGACCGCUUAUAUGAAUCCAUACUUUGCUUUGGCAGCCUUGAGACAACCACAAUUAUGGUCACACUAUGGUGGCAUGUCUUUACCUUUGCAUCUGUCAUCAGUUGCGGCGUCGGCUUCUCUGCGACUUUCUCCUCCAGCGUUUCAUACCUUUGCUUAUAAUGGAGUUAACGCGGCUAUGGCGGCAGUAGUGCAGCAACAACAACAGGUUUUGGCUUCAUCAGCCUUAAUGCAUGGGCAUAGCCAGAGCAACGCAUCUACCGAUCAUCCAACUAUAAAUCCUUGUGGUGGAAGACAAGUUUCAAUGACUGAGCGAACGACUGAUUUAGACGCUGGCGCAAUUGCGAAUAAUGCAACGGGUCUUGAUUUGGUUCCAGAAGAAAUGUCUAGCAGCAAAAAAGAACAUAGUUCAGACGUGCCGCUGAACCUGUCUAAGCAUUGAGUGCAUUUUCCAUUAAAUAGCUAUGUAAGUUCCAUUCGUUUUAGGUAGAUGUUAGCUAACUCACAUAAAGUAUUGUAUAGGAGAUCGAUACAUUCAUAUAAGGAUAAUUAUAUAAAAUAAUUUUAUAGCAUGUACUCUUUCACUCAUUUAAAUCAAUUGCGACUAACAUCUUUCGACUUGUGCAAUAAUUUUUGUCAAAAAUAUGUCAUUUUAGAUACAAAGAAAUUAAAAAAUUAUAUAUAAAUAAUAAAUUUCGCGCAGAAAAGAACAUAUUACAUAUUUAUUUACAUCAAUAAUAAUAAAUAUAGACUGUAUACACGAGAAAUUCAUCAGGAUUUAGAAUCGCAGAGGGGAUUUAAAUGAAAUCAACACUAUUCAUAGAAUAAAGGCUGACAGAAGAGUGUUUAAUUUUAAUUAUUAAAGAAACUUUUUUCUUUCAAUUCACUUUCCUGAUACAACAAUUAGUAAACCAAUAUGGGUAAUAUUUUUGAUUUACAACUCUAAAGAAAAAACGAAGUUAUAAAAGUCAUGUACUAAUUAUGUUUUUUACAUUCAUACAUAAAUAUUUAAUAUUCUCUUUGUGCUUGUUCCUGUAUUAAUAAAUUUAUUUGAUUUUUUCGAUCUUUCGCUUUUGUAUAUAAUAAUUUGAAUUCGUGUUGAAAAAUGUAUUCCAAAAAACAAUGUUUUCAUAGGCAUAUACGUUACACACAACAGUUAAAAGGUUACGCUAGAAAAUCAAAGUUCGAUUUUAAUAAUUACAAUGAGCGAACGCCCUAGUGUUGGCCUUUAAGUAAAUAAAAAAAUACAAAUAUUUAAAUACAUACAUAUAUAUUUACAAAAGUUUUACGAUACAAGUCUAUAGAAAUAAAAAAAGUUUUAAUUCGAAAAAAUUUUUCUAAUAUACAUAAAAUAUUUACACUAAAAACUAAGUAGGUAGAUAGGCAUACAAAUAACCAUUAAAAAAAUGUGAGUGGAAUUUAUAUGAAAGAUUUUAAUGUAAAGAAUUUAUAUAUACACAGCUUUCCUGUAAUUAAUUUAAGAAAAUAAUUGUAAUACAGCGUGGUCCGAAUUGAUGGGAUUAUUCAGCCGAAAUGAACAAAUAGAUUUGCAUAUAUUAAUGUACAUACAAGUGCAUACGUUAAAUGAAUGAUAAUUGUUUAAUAAAAAAUAUUUAUAGUUUUAAAAGCUCCAUCUCUUUAGAAAAUGACUUAUUUCUUUGAAGCACUACCUCGUUUAACGUUCUGGCUUAAUAAUUUAUUUUUAUAUAUCUGAUUCCUUUAUUCCUCAGUUAAUAUUUUGGAAAAAUUGUAGUUUUAAAAGCAAAAAAAAUACAAUACAAUAAAAGAUACGAAUUUUAUAUACUUUAUAUCAUUUACAAAUAAAAAUAGCAUGAAUACAUAUAAACAUUCGAAUUUUGCUUUUGCAAAAAAUAUAUAUUUAACUUACUAUAACAGUUCAAGGAAAGUAACAACAAUAAAAUAAACUUUAUAUAUAAACAUAGUGCCUUUAUUAUAUACAGUCAAUACUAAAUGGCAAAAGUAUAACACAGAGUUAAAAAAAAAGCUGCACAGUAUGCAACAACUCAAAUCAGAAUUCGCACGAUUUAACACACCUAUGAGAUGUAGUUUUUAAUAAUAAAUGUAAAAUAAAAAGUAUUUAUCUUAAAAAGUUAAA
Molecule: messenger RNA, 6382 nt
Organism: Bactrocera oleae (olive fruit fly)
Lineage: Eukaryota; Metazoa; Arthropoda; Insecta; Diptera; Tephritidae
Source: RefSeq, a predicted model, not a curated record